AUGGAGCUUUUAGUGCUAACGGGGGCUCUUAGCUUCGUGACAAUGUUAACUCUCUUCUUGCUCUUGAAACUAACGUUUUGUUGGUGGAUUUUGCCCAUCCAAACACAUCAAAAGCUUAAAAGAUGUGGGUUUGGAGGACCAACCCCAAGUUUUCCAAUUGGAAACAUUCAAGAGAUGAAAAUGAAGAAUAGCGUUAAUGCUUCACUCGGGUACUCAAAACUCACCCAUGAUAUACAUUCCACCGUCUUUCCCUACUUUUCUCGGUGGCAAAUUUCUCAUGGUAAGGUGUUUAUCUACUGGCUGGGAACGGAACCAUUUUUGUACGUUGCAGACCCAGAGUUCUUGAAGAAAAUGUCAACAGAGGUGAUAGCAAAGAGAUGGGGGAAACCUAGUGUGUUUAGAAAUGACAGAGACCCCAUGUUUGGGAGUGGUUUGGUCAUGGUCGAGGGUAACGAUUGGGUUCGUCACCGUCACAUUAUUGCCCCUGCAUUCAAUCCCCUUAACUUGAAGGCCAUGGGAAGCAUGAUGGUUGAGUCUACAAACCAAAUGAUAGAAAGAUGGGCUACGCAAAUAAAUUCAGGAAACCCCGAAAUCGACGUGGAGAGAGAGAUUAUAGCAACAGCUGGAGAGAUCAUAGCAAGAGCAAGUUUUGGCAUGAAAGAUGAAAUUGCUAGAGAGGUGUUUCACAAAUUACGAGCAUUGCAAAUGACUCUUUUUAAGACCAAUAGGUAUGUAGGGGUUCCCUUUGGCAAGUAUUUCAAUGUCAAGAAAACCCUAGAGGCCAAGAAACUUGGCAAAGAAAUCGAUGAGCUAUUGUUGUCCAUCAUAGAAACUCGGAAGAAAUCACCCAAAAAGGGUUCUCAACAAGAUUUAUUAGGUUUGUUGCUUCAAGAAAAUCAUCAACAAGUUGAUGGCAAAUCAGGAAAGACAUUAACAAGGCGAGAACUGGUUGAUGAAUGCAAGACCUUCUUCUUUGGUGGCCAUGAAACCACAGCACUUGCUAUCACAUGGACUUUGCUUCUUCUAGCCAUGCAUGAAGAUUGGCAAAACCAGUUGAGAGAUGAAAUAAGAGAAGUCGUUGGUAACAACGAGCUUGAUAUCACUAUGCUUUCUGAUUUAAAGAAGAUGAAGUGGGUGAUGAAUGAAGUUCUAAGACUAUACCCACCAGCACCGAAUGUGCAAAGGCAAGCAAGAGAAGACAUUAAAGUUGAUGAUUUAACAGUGCCUAAUGGAACCAACUUGUGGAUCGAUCUCGUAGCAAUGCACCAUGACCCUGCAUUGUGGGGAAAGGAUGUGAAUGAGUUUAGACCAGAGAGGUUCAUGGAUGAUGUCGAUGGUGGGUGCAACCACAAGAUGGGGUACUUACCUUUUGGGUUUGGAGGGAGAAUGUGUGUUGGUAGGAACUUGUCCUUUAUGGAGUAUAAGAUUGUAUUAACCCUACUCCUCUCUAGGUUUAGUUUCAAACUUUCACCAGGUUAUCAACAUUCUCCUUCUAUCAUGCUCUCCCUAAGACCAACAUGUGGUCUUCCCCUCAUAGUUCAGCCCCUUUAA
Molecule: messenger RNA, 1551 nt
Organism: Gastrolobium bilobum
Lineage: Eukaryota; Viridiplantae; Streptophyta; Magnoliopsida; Fabales; Fabaceae
Product: cytokinin hydroxylase-like
Exons: 4
Coding region: 1-1551 (516 amino acids)
Molecular function (GO): iron ion binding; oxidoreductase activity, acting on paired donors, with incorporation or reduction of molecular oxygen; monooxygenase activity
Source: RefSeq, a predicted model, not a curated record